AUGCCUCUCUUUAAUGUCACUCUCAAAGAGAACGCCUCCCCAGAGGAGCUCAGGAAAGCCAAGGACAAGGCAAAGGCUGAUGGAGGUGAAAUCAAGCACGAGUUCACUCUGAUCAAAGGCUUCACUGUCGAGUUUCCUGACGACAAAGUCGGAGUCCUCCAAACCAACGAACACAUUCACGUCGAGCAGGACAGCGACGUCAAGACCCGGUGA
This is a messenger RNA of Rhinocladiella mackenziei CBS 650.93, 213 nucleotides long. RefSeq lists its product as uncharacterized. Gene Ontology annotation, biological process: vacuole fusion, non-autophagic. The record is from RefSeq and is a predicted model, not a curated record. The coding region runs from base 1 to 213 and encodes 70 amino acids. The transcript is spliced from 3 exons. Gene Ontology annotation, molecular function: endopeptidase inhibitor activity. Lineage: Eukaryota; Fungi; Ascomycota; Eurotiomycetes; Chaetothyriales; Herpotrichiellaceae.